AUGUCAACAAAAAACAUUAAUAAAUUGAAACUGAAUGCUCUUAUGUCACCUCCUUCUUCAAAUGUUAGGAUCUCGAAAAAUACUGCUUAAUAAUUGUCAAGUAAUGGUGUUAGUCCGAAAAUGUUAUCGAAAAGUCCUAACUACUCUCAAUACAUACAGCAAUAAUUAUCCUAAAUUUAUACUCCUCCUAAGGAAAAGUUAUCAUCGAUAAUAAAUAUCUCAUAAUCAGAGAGAUCCGUUUAUUCUUUUAGAAUACCGACUUUAAGAAUGAAGGAGAAAUGCUUUAUUAAAAAGUAAUAAUAAUAUAAAUUGGGAUAAAGUUCAUUUGAAAUUAGUCUCACUACUAAUACAUCCUCAAUUUUUAUAUUCAAAGGAUCAAUUUAGGAAAUGAGUCAAUUCAAGGUCAUUCAAAUGACAAGAGCAGAACUACAAGCAAAAUCCUCAUCUAUUUAUCUUGCUCGAUAAAACUUACUAUUAAAGAUACAACAGAGCCUCAAUGUUCCAAAAAGUUAUACCCAAUUAUCUUUGGGAAAUUAUGAAGCUAUACAAUUUAUGGAAGAGAUUCCUCUCAACUGCAAUGUUUUACUUUUGAGCAAAACAGUAAAUAAAGAUUUUUGGAAUAUUAUAUUAAAUUAUCAUAAUUUUUAAUUUACACCUUAAAAAUUCGCAAAAAUCCUUACUAUCAUAAGUAAAAUUAAUGAUUUAAAUGAUCUACUUAAAUUUAUCUUAGAUAAAGAUGUAUUUUAUACUUAUAUGGAGUUGAAAGAAAUAUUUUUGAAUGAAGAUUUACUUACAAUGAAAAGAAAUCCCCUAGCAAUGAAAGAUUUCUACAAGAGUUUAAACGUCUAUGAUUAAGAGAAAUAAUAAUUCAUUGAUGAACCUAUUACGCAAAAAUAAAUGGAGGCCGAUACUCUUAAAGUUGAACAUGAUAAGGAAAUGAAAAAGGAUUUUACACUUUUGAAUCUAAAUCCAAACCCUACUGAUUUUCAACGCAUUUUAGAGAAGGAAGGGCUGUUGAGUCCAUCCAAUAAAAGACCGUCUAGUCGAUGUAACCUUAUAUUUAAUGAUUUAGACUUAAAACUACCUAAUUUCAGAACUCAAUAUGGCGAAAUCUUAAAGUAAUAAACGAUCUAAUAAAAACAUAAGUAUUACUAUUAUCUAUUGAAAACAGAAAUAAGUAUACCAACAUACCAGACCAUAUAGCAAGAAAUAUAUUGCAUAUGACUCACUACAAUUUACCAUAAUUAAUGAGGGAAACAGGGUUCGAUAGAUAAGAAAUUUAUGAAGUAUUUAGUCGAUAUAAAGCUUUACUUAGUUAUGAAUGUUCUCAAAUUCCAGGAUUAACGAAAGAGAGUAAAAAUAUUAAAUUACGUUUAGUGAUACCUAAUGGUAUCUCUAGAGAAGCUUUUAAUGCUGGCUUAGAAGAAUUGUCUAUGGCUCCCCCAGGAGUAGUAGAUCAAAUAUUUAAAUUUUUUGCAAAGUAGAAUUCGCUAGGUUUUGAAGGGUUUUUAAAAGCUAUCAACUUAAUUAGAGCAAAAGGAAAUGAUAAUAAAAUUGAACUAAUAUUAAAAGUAAAAUUUCAAGUUAUCCAAUAGUUAAUUGACGAGAACGAGAAUGGCCUAUUGUCCUAUGAGGAAAUUAAAAAUAGAUGUAGCUUUAUGAUGGAAGAAAUGCUGAAAGACUCAAAAGGUGAAUUAAGUGUCAAUAACAUGAUAGAAUACGUGACAAGAUCAAUAUUUGAUGUAUAGAUUUCAUUUUAAUUUAAAGGCAGUCAAGAUGAAUUAUGAUGAGGAAAUUCCGAUUGAUAAGAUUAGAAAACUGAUAGAAAGUAAAACACACGAAGCUUAGGUUUUGAUAAUGAUGUGUUGUGGAGAUGUUGAUUACCUAAAAUGA
Paramecium octaurelia is the source of this 1893-nucleotide messenger RNA. The record is from the annotation of a GenBank genome assembly. Lineage: Eukaryota; Ciliophora; Oligohymenophorea; Peniculida; Parameciidae.